AUGCUCGCCACAAAGGCUCCACGUGGGACACUUCAUAAAAACAGAGAGGCCGCGGCCUGGCCCUUCUCUAGGCUCUGCGGAGUCUAUGGCCCAACGUUGUUCCAAAUGACCGUCAUGGCUGCUCUUUGGGUUGCUGUUUUUGGCAAAUGUGGUCCACCACCGGAUUUAACCUAUGCCUUUCCAGAAAGUGAGACGGAUCAGACAGACUUCGAAAGUCAUACUGUCCUGAAAUACAGUUGCCGCCCUGGCUAUAGCAGGGCAACAUCAAGCCAGACUAUUUUCUGCAGACCUGAGGGAGAAUGGCACAUUAGUAUAAACUGUGUCAAAAAGUCAUGCAGGAACCCGGGAGACUUACAGAACGGACAGGUGGACGUUAAGACAGAUUUCUCUUUUGGAGCACAGAUAGAAUUCAGUUGCUCAAAAGGAUAUAUCUUAGUUGGCUCAUCCACUAGUUACUGUGAAAUCCAAGGUAAAGGAGUUUCCUGGAGUGAUCCCUUCCCAGAAUGUGUAAUUGCCAAGUGUGGGUCCCCUCCAGACAUCAGCAACGGGAAACACAAUGGUGGAAAUGAGGACUUCUACACAUACGGCUCCUCAGUCACCUACAGCUGUGAUCCCAGCUUCACACUCUCUGGCAAUGCCUCCCUUACCUGCACUGUGGUGAACAAAACAGUAGGUGUUUGGAGCCCAAGUCCCCCUACUUGUGAAAAUACUUGCACUAAUAUCCCAGACAUCCCACAUGCUCACUGGCUACAAACUCCCAAGCCAAAAAAAGAAGAUGUGUAUGAGAUUGGGACUGUGUUACACUACCGCUGUGAUUCUGGCUACAAGCAUGCUACAAGAGAGCCCAUGACUGUGAUUUGUCGGAAGGAUCUCAGCUGGAGCCUGUUCAAAGGAUGUAAGGGUGAGUUUUGGUUUUCAAAAUGUGUGUGUAUAUUAAAUGUCUGUGUGACUGGACCUUGUACCUUAAGUGAAUGUGAGAUAUGUUGUCCAGCACCAAACCUAAGGAGUGUUAGAGUCGUUCAACAUACAAAAAAGUAUCCCAAGAAUGGCUGUGCUUAUUUCUAUGAUGACACAAUAUUAUACAAAUGCCGCGAAGCCGUCCUUUCAGCUACUUGCAAAUCAGAUGGCACAUGGCAUCCCCAAACACCAACAUGUUAUCAGAGUUGUGAUUUCCCUCCUGACAUUGCCCACGGACAUUAUACAAAAUCUAGUUCGUACUACUACGGGCAUCGGGCUACAUAUAAAUGUGAUGAAGGAUACCGGCUGGUUGGAGAGGCAACCAUCUCCUGCCAGCUUUCACAAUGGACGCCAGCAGCUCCACAGUGUAAAGCCCUAUGCCGGAAACCAGAGAUAGAAAAUGGAAUGCUGUCUCCCGACAAAGACCAGUAUAUUGAAUCUGAAAAUGUCACCAUCCAGUGUUAUUCUGGUUUUGACAUACUAGGUUCCCACAGCAUCUCUUGUUCAGAGAACGGAACCUGGUACCCAGAGGUGCCUCAGUGUGAGUGGGUGGCCCCUAAAGAUUGUGAGUAUGUGUUCACAGGCAAGAAGAUGAUGCAAUGUCUGCCAAGUUCAAAUGAUGUGAAAAUGGCCCUGGAAGUAUAUAAGCUGUUUCUGGAGAUUAAACUAUUAGAGACCCAGAUAGACAAAGCAAAAUAGGCUGUCUUGGAGUUAUGAAUGUAAGUUUUCUCAAGAAGGAGGAAUACCUCGUUGGUUUUCUAAUUUUAGUGACAAACAGAUCACUUGCACUUAGCAGCUUUUGUCACCUUGACACCAGUAUUCAUGGCAAUAAAUAUCUGGUUAGAAUAAUUCAUUAAAGCAUAAUGUUUUAAGUUUAUGAAAUAAUUAACCAUUUUGUGGCUCAUAAUUUGCUUUUCUGAAUGCAACAUGUACAUCUUUGCAAUUAAAAAUCAAUUUUGCUCUUGUUUUCAUUUACUACUAUAUAAAAU
Acomys russatus (golden spiny mouse) is the source of this 1946-nucleotide messenger RNA. It is a transcript of the gene C4bpa, whose product is annotated as complement component 4 binding protein alpha. Gene Ontology annotation, biological process: negative regulation of complement activation, classical pathway. The transcript has 10 exons. The coding region runs from base 1 to 1656 and encodes 551 amino acids. The record is from RefSeq and is a predicted model, not a curated record. NCBI's taxonomy places the organism in Eukaryota, Metazoa, Chordata, Mammalia, Rodentia, Muridae.